Molecule: messenger RNA, 5565 nt
Organism: Malaya genurostris
Lineage: Eukaryota; Metazoa; Arthropoda; Insecta; Diptera; Culicidae
Gene: Rbcn-3B
Product: WD repeat-containing protein 7
Exons: 15
Coding region: 288-4712 (1474 amino acids)
Cellular component (GO): cytoplasm
Molecular function (GO): protein binding
Source: RefSeq, a predicted model, not a curated record
AGCUGUCAGAGUGAAAAUUCUUAUCAGUCUAUUGAGUGGAAAAUAUUGUGAUCUAUAAGUUUCUGAAAAUUUCUUGUUUUUCGACUUGUUACAUUAAUCAUAUUGUACAAAAUAAUUCAUUGUACAUAAUUCCGUCGAAAUUUUUGUGAAUUCGGAUAAUCUGUCGACCAUCUAUUCAUCGAUCGAUUUGAUGUCAGCUUUGUCUUUUGAUGUCAGCUUUGUGAAAUAAUGAUUUAUUAAAAAAGUUAACAAUUUCUAUCUUGGAAAGCACACAUUAAAUAUUCAUCAUGUUAAACACGAAUUUGGUUGUACCUGUAAUUCUGUGGGGGCCAAACACUCCUACCCACUGCGUUUCUAGUGUAUUUUUGUCACGGGACCAGAAGAUCCUUGCUACUGGUUGUUACGAUGGUCAGAUUUGUUUAUGGCAAGUAGACCCGGACACUCUGCAAAUGACGCCUCGUUGUUUACUCGUAGGACAUACGGCACCUGUACUUUGUCUCACUCGAGCAUCUAUAGUACAAGAUAAUAACUUUUUGGUGAGCUCAUCGGAAAAUGGAGAAAUGUGUACUUGGGAUUUGGUGGAUGGGAAAUGCACAGAAAGUAUCAAAAUGCCUCAAGUUCAUACUAACAUUCAGGCGUAUCAUAUGGCAAAUUGCGACGAUAUUCGAUUAUUUUGCAAUGGCUAUUAUGCGGAAAUAAUGGUAAUGGAUCCAUUCAGUCUAGAAGUGCUGUUUUCCUUGAGUUCGAAGGUAAACCCGGAUUGGAUAUCUGCGUUGCAUGUUUUAAGACCGUCCAAACGUAAAGAUGAUGUUGUUCUCGCCAUCACAACGACAGGAACAGUUAAAGUAUGGACGUUGAUAGGAAAUGAAAAUAAAUAUUCUGAGCCAAUUUAUGAAAAUGAAUCUAAGCAGAUUCGUUGCUUGAAUGCAAUUACCAUGAACUGUUGCUCAUUGAAUCAACGAACUGUACUUAUCGUAUGUGCUAAAUAUUGGCAAAUCUACGAUGCCGGAGAUUUUACCGUAUUGUGCAGUGUGAUUUCACCAUCCGGAGAGCGAUGGAUGGGAGGUGAUUUUCUGUCUAACGAUCGUGUUAUACUGUGGUCAGAUGAAGGAAAAGGUUACAUGUACCGUCUACCUGCCAAUAGUAUACCAGACAAUAAAGACUUCCACGGACCAUCAGUUGGCAAAGAUUCUCCAUAUUUGUAUUGCGUACUUUCCCAAACUGGGGAAAAGCCAUUGUCUUGUCCACCAACAAUAAAAUUGGUCACUUCGAAUCGAGGUGGUAAAAUGCAAAAAUAUCUUCUUCGGGGCGAUUCUGAAGGUUACAUCCAUAUAUGGGCUGUUCCAGAUAUAACUAUGGAGCAAAUUAAAGUGAUACAAAAUGAGAAACAAUUACCAGCAACGCUUCAAUCAACAAUCUGCACCAGUUUGGAGGAAGCUUGGAACAAAAUGAAUCCCUCGCCCGUUGGCAUAUUAGACCAAUUGUACAGAAACAGUACCGAGCCGAUGAUCAAGUUGACGGCUAGCAUCUAUCUUCCACAACAAAGUCGACUUGUUGUUGGUCGUGAAGACGGUAGUAUAAUUAUUGUGCCAGCCACUCAAACCGUCAUGCUGCAUUUACUAUACGGCCAGCACCAGGAAUAUAAUGAUUGGCCUCGUCAUCAGAUAUUGAAUGGUCAUAGCGGUCGGGUGAACUGUUUGCUGUGCCCAUCUUUAGCCAAUCCGCGCUACGACAAGUCACACCUUGUUUCGGGUGGAGUUGAUUUUGCCGUAUGCUUAUGGGAUUUGUACAGUGGUCAACUGAUCCAUCGGUUCUGCGUUCAUGCUGGAGAAAUCACGCAGCUUUUGGUGCCACCUUCAACAUGCAGCCCGAGAAUAUUAAAAUGUAUAUGCUCAGUUGCAUCCGAUCAUUCAGUUACCUUGUUUAGUCUACAGGAGCGAAAGUGUGUUACCCUUGCCAGUCGACAUCUGUUUCCAGUUGUUUCCAUUAAAUGGCGUCCACUUGAUGAUUUUCUCAUCGUUGGUUGUUCGGAUGGUACCGUGUAUGUUUGGCAAAUGGAAACUGGUCAUUUGGAUCGAGUUCUACAUGGUAUUCUAGCGGAAGAAGUGCUUAAUGCAUGCGAUGAAAACUUAGGGGACACCGGUAGUAGCAGCGGAUCUACGUCAGAUAUGGGACUAGCAAAUCCUGCUGUACACUUUUUCAGAGGGUUACGUCACAGGAACUUCAAUGCUAUUCGACACGCUACGCAGCGUGGAAUUCAUCAACUGCAGCAGCUUCAUGCUCAUAACAAUCAACACGGCGAUUUUUUGAUGAAAAAUAGAAGUAGCCCCUUAAUAAUCCAAGGGUUACGCACAAAUCCCAAAGAUGCUGAGAGCCAUAUUCUUUUUUUCGAUAUCGAAGGACUUAUAUUUGAGUUGCACGCGGAGGAAUAUGCAGCCAUGAGUCCUAGUACGUUGGAGGCAGAAGGUUUACUCAUUCCUGCCGGAGUGGAAUCUAAUUCAUCGGAUGCAGGCAAAAAGAUUUCAGACUUUUUUGGUCGUGUUAAGAACAAAGCUGGGGACAUGGAAAAAAUUCUCAAAGAAAAAGAUAAACACGGCAUUCUGGCUAAAAUGAAGGAGGGCGCAGAAAAUGUACAGACUAAGGUUCAGGCCAAGCUGGAUAGUGUGGUGAAGAAUGUUGGUGAUACGGGUAAGGAAACCUCCGAUAUAUCUAAAAAGAUAGCACCUCGCAUGGAAGCUACUCAUGUGAUGGAAGUCGCCCAACUACUUCUAUCAUUAUUGCAUUCCUGGGGCCUAGAUCCUAAUUUAGAUAAAGUCUGUGAGACACAGCUCGGAUUACUCAAGCCAAUGAUUCCAGUAUCCUUCGGCGUAUUGUCGAAAGGUGGCUAUAUGUCUUUACUAUUGCCGACUUGGCAGAAUAACGCUGAUGUUAAAAUAAGUCCGCAAGAGGUCAAAGCUGCAUCUUCCACGAUGGAACUAAUGAGACAAAAAUAUUUAACCAGCAUAUUUACAGCACGUCUCCACUGGGAGCUUAGUACCACGCUAACUUCGAACCAUUUGCUGGCAUUGAUUUCUAUGUCGAACACGCUUAUGUCGAUGAAUAUGGCAACAUUCAUCCCCGAACAGGAACGCAACCGGAAACUGCACCGACAGACAACCCGUGCAUCAUGGACAAAUGAUGAGGAACAAGAGGAGCUUUAUACCCAGCAACAGGCACAGAUCAAACAAGGUUGGAGCUUACUUUCUACUCAUCAUUGCUUUUUACUACCCGAAAAAAUCGAUGCUUUGGAUGCGAACACUUUUAAACGACCCCAAGUGGAAAUGAUGGCCCGUCGUUGGCAGCAUCACUGCUUAGAAAUACGAGAAGCAGCACAGCAGUUACUAUUAGGUGAACUUGGUCGUAUGGGCAAAAAGGGUAGGAAACAGCUAGUUGAGAGCUGGGCACAAUACUUACCAAUGUACACACAUACUGAACCGAUAGUUCAACAAGCACAAAACACUAGUCAAUCUAAUACUGGUUCACCUGUAACAACACCGGGUGCUCAAAUCAUGGAAGCCCAAGAAGAAGAAUCUGAAGAGGAAGAAGAAGUUGUUCGCAAGCCAUCCAGCCUUGCCGAGUUGAAACGUAAACAAACUACAGCAGUUGUUUUGCUGGGAGUAAUUGGGGCCGAAUUUGGUCAAGAUAUUUCUUCAUCCGAUGGCAAAAGAAAUAAUGAAAACCGAAGAAAAAGCUCUGUCGUGGAAGGUUUUGGUAUCGGGAAUAACAAUCUUGCUCGCUCUACUUCGAUGGCACUGACGCAUUUGUUGUUAGCUCUCCCAACACCGAAACUUCCUGCAUACACACCACUGAGAAGAGCGGCCAUCGAUCUAAUUGGGCGCGGAUUCACCGUUUGGGAGCCAUACAUAGAUGUCAGCAAAGUACUUCUUGGUUUAUUAGAAAUGUGCUGCGAUUCGAAUCGGCUCAUCCCUAGCUUAAACUACAAGCUUCCACUGACACCACAAGCCGACGCAUGCCGAACUGCUCGCCAUGCAUUGAGGCUCAUAGCAACUGCUCGACCUGCUGCAUUUAUCACUACUAUGGCCCGGGAAGUGGCUCGAUACAACUCGAUGCAGCAGAAUACUCAGACUAUCAGUGUACCGAUUACGCAAUCGGUAUUGCACAGAGCCAAGCGUGAAAUUUUACAAUGUGUUGAAAUGCUUAUAGAUAAAAUGCAAACUGAAAUCGCCAAUCUGCUGGUCGAGGUAAUGGAUAUUACAUUGCAUUGUGUAGAUUCUAGUGAUUUGAAAAACAAGGGUCUUUCUGAAGUAAGUCCGUCGAUGUGUAAAUUCAAUCAAGUAUCUCAUUGCAGUGCGUCACGACGAAUAGCAGUCGGCGCCAGUAACGGUCAUCUAGCGAUCUAUGAACUGCGGCAAAACAAAUGCCAAAUGAUACCAGCCCACACAAAACCGGUAACAGCGCUGGCGUUCAGUCCGGAUGGUAAAUUUUUAGUCAGCUAUUCCUGUGCUGAAAAUCGCCUAUCGUUUUGGCAAACUAGCACUGGCAUGUUUGGAUUAGGACAAUCGCAGACUCGUUGCAUCAAAGGAUAUUCAACGGCUCCUAUUCCUGAUGUUGCUCGGCUAAACCCCAUGCGUUUAGCUAAACUCAUUUGGAUCAACAAUCGAACGGUGACUCUAAUGUUAGCUGACGGCUCUGAAACACGUUUUAACGUUUAAGUGAGUGUAAAAAUUAACUAUUAAAAAUGCUUACUAGUUGUUGUUAAUUAUUGUGUUAUGCAGAAGUGUCAAUGUUUUACUAAAUAUGGUUGUUCUACUCAAUAUCUGUCAUUUCAUGAAUCAAGGCUAUGAUAAGUAAAAUUGUAUGAAUGUUGAUUCAAAUGAUCAAUCCUGAACACAUUCUUGAAAAAAACUACACCAAACCGGAUCAUAUACGAAAACGAUCAAACUAUUUAGAUUCGUCCUGGUAUAGUCAUAGAUAACCAGAAAAAAAAUCCAAAUUUCCAACGGUAUAAAUAUUAACUCUGCUUCUGUUCGUUUUAUCCCAAUUCUUGCUGACUUGCGAUAAUGAUAUAUAGAUAUGUGUUUGACCCUACCAGCAAAACGAAAAUGGAAGAGACAAAAUUUAAAAUAGAAUCAAUACAGCGUGCGCAUCAUCAAUGGUUUAUAUAAUUAUGCAAAUUUUUCGCGUUUGGUUGGUUUAUUUUGUUUCUUUUAAAUCUCGAAUGUUUUCUCACGGGGUCGCUCUGCUGGUUGCCCAAUUUUGGCACUCGUUCAGAGCGGGAAAUAUCCAAUUAAAAUGUAGGAAGUGGACGAUUUAUGAAUUGACCCAGUUUCUUCGACACUGGUACGACAGGUACGGUGACCUGAAUUAGUUGUGAUUUUUUUCGAAUGCAAGAAAUAGUUCCAACACAUGUUGCCGAAUUAUAUUCAAGAACACGUCGUUACCGGCUUAGUGCAUAGUUCUACUGUUUUUUCUUCGGCAUGUCAGUUCAAGUUUUUACCUUCAGAGUAUUACAUACGCUAUAAUAUACAAUUGACUGUUGGAAUGAAAAUAAACAUUAUUACUAUA